Molecule: messenger RNA, 438 nt
Organism: Fraxinus pennsylvanica
Lineage: Eukaryota; Viridiplantae; Streptophyta; Magnoliopsida; Lamiales; Oleaceae
Source: the annotation of a GenBank genome assembly
AUGCGGAGCCAAAAUCUUAUUACAUCUUUUGUUUGGGCGAAUGAUCCGACUGUCCAAGAAGCUCUUCAUAUAAGAAAGGGUACCAUAACAGAGUGGAAACGAUGCAAUGAGAGCAUAUCCUAUGAAAGGAAUGUAGAAAAUGUUCUUCAAUAUCAUAGAAUAUUCAGCAAGAAAGGAUAUGAAGUUUUAAUAACUAGUGGUGAUCAUGACAUGAUUGCUCCUUAUAUUGGUACUUUAAAAUGGAUUCGUAUGCUCAAUCUGACCGUCGUAGACAACUGGAGACCUUGGCAUGUUAAUGGCCAAGUCGCGGGAUACACAGAGAAGUACAAGAACAAUGACUUCUAUCUCACAUUUGGUGCAGGACAUACAGUAUCAGAGUACAAGCCAAAAGAAUGUCUUGCGAUGUUCCACCGGUGGCUCUCUAUGCGUCCUUUAUAA